ACUUUCACUACGGUUGGUUUGAAAGUCGUUGUAGUAGAAUGUGGUGGAGGUAGUUUUUAUCUUUGUGUGAAAAUUAAGAUAAACGUUUACGAUGGAAUGGAGAUAUUUCAGUUGAAUGAACCGUUGGACGCAGAGGAUGAGCGUAAUUUCUUGUUCAUAAAAACAAUGAAAAGUGAUGAAUCACCAGUGUUCUAUCGAGAUCAUGUCGUUGACAAGUUGAUUCGAGUUUGUAUGAAAGAUGGCCGAAAAGAAUUGUCCCGAUCGAACGUUUAUGCAGCAUUGGAGAUUAUCAAACGAAGGCAAUAUAAAGCGUGGCUUAACGCAAAGGAUGAUGAAGAAAAAUCGAAAAUUGAAUUGGAUCCGUUCGUGAUUGCACGUAAAGCCAUUCGAAAUUGUCAUCCACUAAUGAAGUUACGCGGGGUAACCAGGGGUGAGCCAUCAUUUCUGAUUAUACCAAACUUCACUCUUACUUUUGAUCGUUUCGCUUGUUUUUUUCCAACUGUCAUUUUGUAUCUCAAUUCAAAUUGA
Molecule: messenger RNA, 528 nt
Organism: Anisakis simplex (herring worm)
Lineage: Eukaryota; Metazoa; Nematoda; Chromadorea; Rhabditida; Anisakidae
Source: the annotation of a GenBank genome assembly